AAACUACAUUAACAUUCUACUUAUUGGACAAGAAGACACUGCCGUUUUAUAGACUCUCUCAUUUAUGUUCAACAAUAAUUCCUAUUGUAAAAGUAGGUGAUUUUUAUCAAAACAAGAAAAGAAUCACUGACUUUAUUGAAAUUUUACAUGGAAUCAAUUCUUUACUAAUGCAGAAUUAUAAAUUGCUAAAUGAUAUUAACAAUGCCAUCAUAGGUAAAAAUAGUACAUUAUCAUCAUCUACAAGAUCAUUGAAAUUUUCUUCAUACAAAGUUAUCCCUACUGUUACUACACCUUAA
Entrophospora candida is the source of this 296-nucleotide messenger RNA. The record is from the annotation of a GenBank genome assembly. NCBI's taxonomy places the organism in Eukaryota, Fungi, Glomeromycota, Glomeromycetes, Entrophosporales, Entrophosporaceae.